UUGGUUUUUACUCUCUCACCGGGGAAAGCUUCCGAGUCUUCUUCUUCUUCUUCUUCUCUCCGUCGUGUCGUAAGAUUCUUUCACUCGUAUCGCAGAGAAAAGCUACGGCGAUAAUGCUGCGGAAGUCUGUUCUCGAGCUGGCUUCGCGUUUGUCAACUAAGAGGUAUCCGAGCAAUUUGGUAGCUCAGAGGUUUCAUUUGACUUCUUUGAGAAAUGCAUCUACUUCUGGUAAAAACGGUCUCCCUGGAGCUAAACCCGUUGGGAAACAAGAUGCCUCAAAAGUUGAUCCAUCAAAAGUGACUCCUCCUUUGGGGAAACCAGAUCACUCUAAAGGUAAUUCUUCUAAAGUGGUUAUCGGAGGUGUUGUUGCAGCCGUUGGUGCUGCUUCUCUCGUAGCGUAUCAGACUGGGUAUUUGGAUCAGUAUCUGGUGAAAGAACAGGAAAAAUUAAGUGAGCGAAUCCACUCUGAUGCCGUUACUGAAAAACUUGAUGAGGCUCAUCGUUUUAGCGUACCUUCCGGUGUUGAAGAUUCUACUGAAAAGGAUGGUAAAGUUGAAUCGCAACCUCAAGUUACUCCUCAUUCUGAAGCUUCUGGGGGAAUGCAGGUUGACGUAGAAGGGCAACCUGAGUCUGAUCUAUCAGAUGAACGUUUUACAUAUAUUUCUUCUAACCAAGAGGAAACAACGCCUCAAGAAAGUGUUAUUGAUAGAGUAGAGACAAGCUCGCCUACUUCUUCAGAUGAUAACUCUGUAUCUGAAGAUUCGACAACUAAGUCUGAUAUGCCCAAGGCAGAAAGUGUGAAGUUGGAAGCGGCACCAAAACCUGAGGAUAGUACUGUUGUUAGUUUCCAGUCUAGUUCGGCUCAUAGAGAAAGUGAAACAGAAUCUGCUUCACCAAAGGAUCCUGCCACUGAAGAGGCACCUGAGGAUGGCAUUGAGCGGGAAGUACAAAUACCAGGUUCUCUCCUUAAGGAAUACAAUCUAGAAGGCAGCGAUACUGAAAGCAGUGAAUCUCCAUCAUUCGGGGAGCAAAUAACUAAAGAAACUGAGGCUCUUCCUAACUCUGUCGAGGGGAUGAAAGAUGGUUACAUGACUGAAGACGGAAAGUUGGUACUUGAUUUUCUGGCUGCCAUUCAUGCAGCUGAGAAGCAACAGGCCCAUUUAGAUGCACAAGUUUUUGCUGAAGAAUUACGAGCCUUGAAGGAAAAGUACGAAAAUGAGUUGAGAGACCUUAGGGCGCGUGAGCUAAUGCGUAUAGAGGAGGCAGCAAUAUUGGAUAAGGAGCUAAAAAGAGAAAGAACAAAAGCAGCAGCUGCCAUCAAGGCAAUCCAGGAGAGAAUGGAAGAUAAGCUCAAAACUGAAAUUGAACAAAAGGAAACUGAAGCACAGUUGGCUUUGAGUAAAGCUGAAGAAUUGGCAAAAGCUGAAAUGAUUUCGGCAAUUGCAAAAGAAAAGGCAGCACAGAUUGAGAAAAUGGCAGAGGCAGAUCUUAAUAUAAAGGCACUGAUUAUGGCAUUCUAUGCGCGCUCUGAAGAGGCUCGCCAAAGUCAUUCAGUUCACAAGCUUGCACUGGGUGCACUUGUGCUGGAUGAUACACUCUCCAAAGGACUGCCAAUCCAAAAAGAAAUCAAUAUGCUUCAGACUUACCUUGAAGGGUCUGAUAAGGAUUCAAUCCUAGGCUUGGUGUUAUCAUCUCUCCCAGAAGAAGCACGAACCAAUGGAACAGACACAGUGCUACAACUGAAUCAGAAGUUUGAUACUUUGAAAGGAACACUUAGACACUUCAGUCUCAUUCCACCUGGUGGUGGAGGAAUCUUAGCACAUUCUCUAGCUCAUAUAGCAUCAUGGUUAAAGUUCAAAGAAGUGGAUCAAGCAGAUGGAGGCAUCGAAACUGUAAUAAAAAAGGUAGAUAAUUACUUGGCGGAAGGAAAACUAGCAGAAGCAGCAGCAACACUUGAAGAAGGUGUUAAAGGAAGUAAAGCAGAGGAAAUUGUGAGUGACUGGGUGCAACGUGCAAGAAACAGAGCCAUUACAGAACAAGCUGUUACUCUUCUCCAAUCUUAUGCAACCUGUGCUAGCCUCACUUGAAUCCCUCCCUGAUCUUCCAUUAAGGUACAUUGGUCUCUCUUUUUGUUUUGAUUUUGAAAUUACUCAGAUUCAUGGAGUUACAAUCAAUGUGCGGGAAGUAGUACCAACACCCUUUUUUUUUGGUCUGCGGAAGAAUUACGAUUUUAUAUUCCAAUGUUUAUGUCUAAAUCACAAUGUUUACGCGAGAGAUGUUAUCUGAGUUAGAAUGUUACAGAAGUUUAAAUCAAAAUAAUCUCACGAAUAAUGACCUUUUUUCC
Camelina sativa (false flax) is the source of this 2344-nucleotide messenger RNA. RefSeq names its product MICOS complex subunit MIC60, mitochondrial. Gene Ontology annotation, biological process: cristae formation. The record is from RefSeq and is a predicted model, not a curated record. NCBI's taxonomy places the organism in Eukaryota, Viridiplantae, Streptophyta, Magnoliopsida, Brassicales, Brassicaceae. Gene Ontology annotation, cellular component: MICOS complex.